AUGCCUGGCAACGAUAAUGAGGCGUUACUGCCGCAGCGCCGCAGUUGGCAGCAUGUGACGCGGGCAGAGGACGACAGCAGCAGCGAGCCGGCCGCCCAGCAGGCAGCGCCGCCACCAGCCCCGCAGCAGCAGCAGCAGCAGCAAGAGGAGGAGCCCAUUUGGGUUCGCCGCGAGCGCGAGCGGCAGCUGCAGAAGGAGGAGGGCGGCAGCUUCGACCUGCCCUUCGGCGCCUACCUCCUCUUCUCCUCCUUCACCGCCAUCGCAGCGGUGGGCUCCAUCUUCGAGUACGCCAACCAGCGCCCCGUGUUUGACGUCAUCCAGCCCGACUCCCCGCUCUACACACCCAUCCUGGGCUUCUUCGCCAUCACCGGCCUCCCCACCUCCGCCUUCCUGUUCUUCAAGGCGGUGCAGAGCGCCAACAAGGAGGCGGAGCGCAUGGACAAGCUGGACGGCUACUGA
Molecule: messenger RNA, 459 nt
Organism: Chlorella variabilis
Lineage: Eukaryota; Viridiplantae; Chlorophyta; Trebouxiophyceae; Chlorellales; Chlorellaceae
Exons: 4
Coding region: 1-459 (152 amino acids)
Source: RefSeq, a predicted model, not a curated record